GCGAUCAAAAUGUCUAACUACACGAUGCAAGACUACUUUUCAAGGGUCGUAAGGAUCUGAAAGGCUUCUGCGUCAGAGUAUAUAAAGCAUCAUAAUUCCUCAUCCCUACUAAGUCAUCAGCAGUUUCCUCUCAUCUUCUCCUGUUCGUUCAAUAAUUACAUAACGAAACCACCGACAAGAUGAAAUUCUUGGCAUCCAUCGCCCUCCUUGCCGGAGCUACGCAGGCCUUUAAGUGGAAGGACGUCCACCAACCGGGCGACGGCGACGUAUCCCGCCGGGAAGGUUCUUACUACGUGAUCGAGUGGGACCCUGAAGGCAGCGAGGGUACAUUCGAGCUCCAGAUGCGCUCCUUCAAUAACACCCCUACCAUCAUCCCUGGUCCAACGCCCUCAUCCUUUCCUACAUAUGAUUACCAUUGGCAGACUACUGUCCUCAACCCCUCUGUGAAAUAUUCCGACAAACACUAUACGUGGCUGGUUACGCCACUAAAUGGCCGCGCAGGGGACGAAUUUACUUAUCGCGUUUCAGGACAGACUGCCGCUGGCGAGUCGCUUCCUUAUGCUCGCCCUUGGGAACUCAUCCCCAAUGGUUACGUUUGCAAAGUCGUCCAAUAGACCGUCGUGGAAUAAUCAGAGAAGCAGGUUCUGGUACGAGGGAUAGUUGUAUGGCGUAAUUUG
Messenger RNA from Xylaria bambusicola, 677 nucleotides. RefSeq lists its product as uncharacterized. Lineage: Eukaryota; Fungi; Ascomycota; Sordariomycetes; Xylariales; Xylariaceae. Bases 180 to 614 code for a protein of 144 amino acids. The record is from RefSeq and is a predicted model, not a curated record. The transcript has 2 exons.